This is a messenger RNA of Pecten maximus, 1379 nucleotides long. RefSeq lists its product as uncharacterized. The record is from RefSeq and is a predicted model, not a curated record. Lineage: Eukaryota; Metazoa; Mollusca; Bivalvia; Pectinida; Pectinidae. The transcript is spliced from 5 exons. Bases 133 to 1047 code for a protein of 304 amino acids.
CAGCUGUGUAUUGUUUACAUUUGAGUUGAAUCACGUGUUUCGGAAGCAUUUUGACCAAAAAACGGAAAUCAAGAUUACCUAUGUUAAAAACGACCGAACUUCGUUUGGACAGGUGGACUUUUCAUCCAAAGAAUGUCCAUCUUGCUGGAUAAUGACUGCAGUGAUAUCAAGCCACGACUCUGCACUACAGAUGACAAUAACCAUCUUCAUAUAAAUCAGAAAGUUAUAGGAUUUCUAUCCGGAUUCGUCCCGAUAGGUAUACAUCAUGUUCCAUACCCUGGUACUGGAGAAAGCGGAAACAAGAUAACAAGCGCUUACGACGAGGCCCUCAAGACUGUAGGCUACGGCCGACUGGAGAAACAAUGUACCAUCUACUAUAACAAUCCUUUUGAUCCAAGGCUUACUUUUAAUGGACUCGGCCACCUUCUGACUGUCACGGACACUGAAGCAGGUUCCAUGUCGAAGGAGCAGCUAACACAGAACGUAUUCCUUGCUUUAGAAAACACGAAUCUCGUCAUGGAUGACUUUUUAAAUCAAAGCCGGAUCUUUUAUCAAGCUCUGUGCAGUACCACCGAUCUGGACCUCCAUGUCGACCCAAACAGGUAUAAACUGUUUCCGGAAAUAGACGGAAACGUUUCGGACGAUGGAUCCGAAGACUGUAAACGCAUGUUUAGCAAAAUAUCCAGCCUCCCAGUGAAGAACAUUUGGGGAGAUACACCAGGGACCACAGGGGGCGCCGCGACAGUCCUUAGGUCGGAUCAGACAACUGAAAAGACGGGUACAGCAAAGGAGGAAUGUAGGUCUGGUACAGGAGAGACUCCGUCCAAGGAAGAUGAGGAUCCGGACCCACCGCAUAUUAACAAGAUACGAUAUUCAUACCAAAGGCUUGAGGGCAAGAACAAGUCGAGCGUUGAACCAGCUUGGAACGCGUCAAUGAGUCCCGAAGAGGCGUCAACAUAUGACCAUGUUGAACGGGAAAUAGAGCAGGUCAUGUCCGAGGAGUCGGACCCGGAAGAGCCAUGGGAUGAUACAAGAUUCAACGGAUAAGCCAACACAAUUGAUGGCAGGAGAUCAGGACACGGGAGACCGAGCUGUAACCAAGCCAGAAAUAGAACCGUCCCCGCCAAAAUGUCCAAAACAAACCGCCCAGACAGAAGAAGAAACGAUGAAGGAACCUACCCUGUCUACCCACUAUUCCGGAGAAUCGGACGUCUCCACAGUCGAGUCGAAGCCAGGACUAGAUCGGGUACCUCCAGAUCCUUGCCGUAAUGACUGCGAUCCAACAACUGCAGCGACUGAAGUUGGGCCAGGCCAUGAUGCUAUGGCGGCAGCAAAGAUCCAGGAAUUCAAACAGGAGAUGGAGAGAAUUAUUGCUGGGC